UGCGAAAUGUACGGCCGCGGUGUAUAUAAGGAACUUUUUUCGAGCGAGACGAUUAUUAGAAAUGUGAGCGAUUUACUUCACUCUUUGGAGAAAAAAGCCUUAAAGCCCGUUUGGGCGAACUUAAAGUGUCGAACGCCGUAGAGAGGAGAAAGUGUUAACAUGGUGAAAUUCUCAGAAGAACAAUUGCGGACGGUAAUGUCCAUUCCCCGUCAAAUUAGAAACAUAUCGGUCAUUGCCCAUGUGGACCACGGCAAGACCACCCUAACGGACUCCCUCCUGUCAAGAGCUGGGGUCAUUUCAGCUGACCAGGCAGGGGAUAAGUGUGCCAUGGACACACGCAAAGACGAACAGCUGAAGGGAAUCACCAUCAAAUCCACUGCCAUCUCUUUGUUUUAUGAGGUGGAAACAAGGAUGCUACCCAAAACGCAUACCCAGGAAAAAGGGGAGGGGAUUUGUGAAUACCUCGUUAAUCUGAUUGAUUCCCCUGGUCACGUGGAUUUCUCCUCUGAGGUUACAGCCGCGUUGAGGGUGACGGACGGUGCUCUGGUUGUGGUUGAUAGUAUCAGCGGUGUCUGUGUUCAGACUGAGACCGUUCUACGCCAAGCUUUGGCCGAAAGAAUAAAACCGGUCUUGAUGAUCAACAAACUGGACAGGUGUAUUUUUGAGACACAGCUGGAACCGGAAGAACUCUAUUGCAAAUUACGGAACACCAUUGAACACGUGAAUGCAAUAUUGUCAACCUACAGCGAGAACGACAGUUGUUUGACAGAGAUUACGUUGGAUCCAUCUUUAGGCAAUGUCGCCUUUGGCUCUGGUUUACACCGUUGGGGCUUUACCCUCCGGCGAUUUGCGAAGAUGUAUGCAGCCAAAUUCGGUACUGACGAAGACAAGUUCAUGAAGAAGCUCUGGGGCAACCAUUACUAUAACCCAGACACCAGGAAAUGGAACAAGACGGGAGGGAAAGGAUACAACAGAGGAUUCAACAAGUUUGUUCUGGAACCUUUAUUCAAGAUGCUGAAAGCAACAAAAGCUAUGGAAAAAGAGGAAAUAUUCAAGAUGACCGACAAAGUAGGUCUGCAGCUUUCAAGCGAAGAGAGAGCAUUAGAAGGAAAGGAGUUAAUGAGAAAUGUCAUGAUGAAAUGGCUUCCGGUCGGAGAUGCCAUGUUGGAGAUGAUUAUUGUCCACCUUCCGUCUCCGGACGAAGCUCAGAAAUACCGUACGGAUAUCCUGUAUGAAGGCCCCAAUGACGACGAGGUGUCCAUAGCAAUGAAAGAAUGCAACCCAAAUGGCCCAUUGAUGGUGUACAUAUCUAAAAUGGUACCCUCCACUGAUAAGGGUCGGUUCUUGGCUUUUGGACGAGUCUUUUCUGGCACGAUAUCCUCCGGAAUGAAAGUCCGUGUCAUGGGCCCACAGUACGAACCCGGAAAAUCGCAUGAUCUGUUCUACAAAACAAACCCCCGGGCGGUCAUCAUGAUGGGAAGUAAAAUCACCUCAGUGGGUGAUGUACCCUGUGGAAAUGUCGUGGGUCUUGGCGGAAUAGACAAAUUCUUGGUCAAGUCUGGGACAGUGACCACCUUCGAUAAAGCCCAUAACAUGAAGGUGAUGAAAUUCUCCGUCAGUCCUGUCGUGAGAGUGGCGGUGGACGUCGUUAACGCCCCCGAUUUACCGAAACUUGUGGAAGGUCUCCAGCGAUUGGCUAAAUCUGAUCCCAUGGUGCAGUGCUCUUUCGAAGGCGGUCAGCAUAUUGUCGCUGGAGCGGGAGAACUCCAUCUUGAAAUCUGUUUGAAGGACUUGGAGGAACUGCAUGCUUGUGUGCCUAUCAAGAAAUCCGACCCUGUUGUCAGCUACAGGGAAACAGUUUUAGAAAAGUCGAGCCAAGUCUGCCUGUCAAAAUCCGGAAAUAAACAUUGCCGAGUUUACAUGACUGCAGAACCCAUGUCUGAUGGUCUAGCGGAAGAAUUCGAUUCUGGCAAAAUUAGUAACAUGAAUGACGUGAAGGAGCGUGCACGGUUCCUCGCCUCGGAGUACGGAAUGGAGUUGAAUGAAACUAGGAAGAUAUGGUGUUUUGGUCCUGCCAAUUCCGGACCCAAUAUGUUGAUUGAUGUGACAAAGUCUUGUCAAUAUCUUCAUGAGGUGAAAGACACGGUCGUAGCUGGUUUCCAGUGGGCUACAGAGGAGGGAGUUCUCUGUGAAGAAAACAUGCGAGGAGUCAAGUUUAAUUUGGAAGACCUUACAGCACAUCCUGAUCCGGCCCACCGCAAGGGGGCGCAGAUGAUUCCAGCUACCAGACGAUGUCUCUUUGCUUCAUUCCUAACGGCCCAACCAAGAAUUUUGGAACCAGUUUAUCUGGUUGACAUUGAGGUUCCUCCAUCGGUAAUGGGCGGAGUAUUCAAUGUGUUGUCAAAACGACGUGGUCACGUGACCGAAGAACAACAAAAGAUGGGUUCUCCAAUGUUUAGCAUCAAGGCCUUUCUUCCCGUCAACGAAUCUUUCGGUUUCGCUGAGGAGUUGAGGGGGCAGACAGGUGGCCAAGCCUUCCCACAAUGCGUAUUUGAUCAUUGGCAGCUCUUUCCGGGUGAUCCUCUUGAUCAGACGUCACGUGCUGCAUCCGUGGUUGCCGACAUCCGACAACGGAAGGGGAUCAACCCCGUCAUACCGGCGCUAGACAACUUCCUUGAUAAACUUUGAAUGACAGAAAUUUUCAUCCAACUCCAUUUCCUUUGUAAUUGUAAGACAAUAAAAAGGUGUUGACCUCAAGGAAUAUUCAUGGUGGAAAAGAGAGCAGAAACAAAACAUGAAUAAAUAGAAAUAUCAUGAAGCAA
Molecule: messenger RNA, 2822 nt
Organism: Ostrea edulis (European flat oyster)
Lineage: Eukaryota; Metazoa; Mollusca; Bivalvia; Ostreida; Ostreidae
Product: elongation factor 2-like
Exons: 12
Coding region: 160-2688 (842 amino acids)
Biological process (GO): translational elongation
Cellular component (GO): cytosol; ribonucleoprotein complex
Molecular function (GO): ribosome binding; GTP binding; GTPase activity
Source: RefSeq, a predicted model, not a curated record